UCAUGUCACUGUAAGCACGUACACAACACUGCACAACAAAGCAAAACCCAGGGUCCAGAAACACUUUAAAACAACACGUCCCAUUGUAAUGCCGCCAGCAGAACACCAAUCCUUGGCCUUCUUAAAACCGCUUCCCAGUACAAGUACUGCGCAACUGUAUUCAAACCACUGGCAAAAAACUUACAUGCCCUAAAAAUAUAUAUAUGCAUGUCUGUCUCAAAUACAACUCAAACAAAAUAGAUCUCAUUUACUACUUUAAUUCUCAAAAUGAAUUCCCUUGCAGUUUCCCCCUGUGAAAGAUUUGUGCAGGAACUUUCUCUGAGUAAAAACCCUUGCAGUGGUAGUAUUACGUCUGCUAGAAAUUUCAGAAGCAAGAAUUAUGUUAAAUAUGGUAGAAUUUGUAGCAGAAGAAUCGGAUCGAUCCUAUCUGCUGCCAGAACAGCGGCAGCGCCCCGUGAGGGUUGCAGCGAAGGCGCUAGGGCUGGAAAUCUGUAUGAAAUUCUUGGGGUAAGCACAAGAGCAUGUGCAGAGGAAAUCAAAGCGGCAUACAGAAAGCUUGCUCGAAGAUUUCAUCCGGAUGCCGCUUCUUCUGAUGCUAAAGUAACAAGCGCUCGGAAAUUUUUGUGCAUACAUGACGCUUACGCCCUGCUUUCGGAUCCGGAAGCCCGGGCUGAAUAUGACCGUCGGCUGUCUGCUCGGCCUCAGUUUCUCACUUAUGGUAAUGGCUAUGCUAGGGUUUACCAGGAAGAGCCUCUGUAUAGGUAUGCUGUGUGUAAUUACAGAAAAGGGAGGAAUUGGGAAUCGGACCAAUGCUGGUGAUCUGUAAACAAAGACAUCCGUUUUUCCGCAAUUCAUAUUUAUGGAUUCAAUUGUGUCAAUUUAUUUUGUAUUGAUUUUUGACAUCUUCUUUGUGUCAAUUUAAUUUGCAUGAACAUUUUGAAUCUUCCCCAAGUCUAUCAUCAGAUCAUCAAAGAUAAAGGGAUGAAAAUUAGAGCGGUAAAAAAAGGUAGAGUUGGAAUAUAGUGGACAAUGGGUAAUUAUCUCCUGAUCUGAAUUUUGAUAGAGUUGUAUAUUUUUUCUUUGUUGAAAGUGUGGUCUUUCUUGUUUUUUUGUUUGAAUAAAUUUUUACCCCUCUUUUAGUAAAAUUUCAAGUUGUUCAUUCUUUUCUUUGAGUUUGUGAGAAGUGAAGUCUCUUUUUCCAGUGUGUCCAUACUUCUCUUUGAGUUUAUGAGUUGAACAAAAUUUCAUCUUUUAGAAGUCUUUUUUUGAGAAAGUCUAUUAUUUCUUUGAGUUUGUGAGUGAAACGGAAUAUUUAUCUUUUGAAGUGAAGUCUUUUCUUUAAGUUUGUGAUUGAAGUAAAAUGUCCAUCCUUUGAAAUGGAUCCUCUUUGGUUUAUAACUAUUUUAUUAUCAAGGAAUAUGCAUUUAAAUUGAAGUUUUGUUUUUUAAUUAGAGUGUUAGAAGUGGGAGAUUUAGUUUGUAAAAGCCGCUCCCUAGAUCAUAUGUGAUCAUAUAUUUCAUGGGGUUUCAACAACAAAGAUUUUGAUUUCUCAUAAAA
This is a messenger RNA of Cryptomeria japonica (Japanese cedar), 1557 nucleotides long. Its product is annotated as chaperone protein dnaJ 11, chloroplastic. NCBI's taxonomy places the organism in Eukaryota, Viridiplantae, Streptophyta, Pinopsida, Cupressales, Cupressaceae. The record is from RefSeq and is a predicted model, not a curated record.